Molecule: messenger RNA, 492 nt
Organism: Sordaria macrospora k-hell
Lineage: Eukaryota; Fungi; Ascomycota; Sordariomycetes; Sordariales; Sordariaceae
Product: mitochondrial 54S ribosomal protein mL59
Cellular component (GO): mitochondrial large ribosomal subunit
Molecular function (GO): structural constituent of ribosome
Source: RefSeq, a predicted model, not a curated record
AUGGCGGCUUCGGUGAAGCAGCACGUCCAGUUGGCGCUUUCGCUCCCACCGCGGUUGCGCACCUUCUUGGCCCGGUACCCCCCGGCCUCGAUCCUGCCCGCCGGCGCCGACCCCGAGACGCACAAGACCCCGUACCAGGAGGAGACGCCGAACCCGUUCAUGCCCACCAAGCACCCAAUCACCGGAAAGUGGCACAACCCCAAGUACUCGCUCAGGCGACAGGCCGAGCUCGUCAAGCUGGCCCAGGAAAACGGCGUCGAGGAGCUGCUGCCCUUCACCCGCAAGCUCAACGAGGAGAAGCUACGGAAGAGGGUCGAGCUCGGUCUCCGUGUCAAGGGUACCGGUGUUGGAGAGAAGGUCAAGGGUCACAAGCACGAAAGGACAUUGGUUGCCAAGAUGGAGAAGAGGAGAGAGGCCAUGUUGGCUAUGCCCGACCUUAUCCGGGAAUGGAAGAAGGUUGGCAAGAGGAACUGGACCAAGUUCCCCAAAUAA